This is a messenger RNA of Aspergillus ruber CBS 135680, 1337 nucleotides long. RefSeq lists its product as uncharacterized. The annotation marks the transcript as partial. The transcript has 2 exons. Gene Ontology annotation, biological process: double-strand break repair. The record is from RefSeq and is a predicted model, not a curated record. Gene Ontology annotation, cellular component: nucleus; site of double-strand break. Lineage: Eukaryota; Fungi; Ascomycota; Eurotiomycetes; Eurotiales; Aspergillaceae.
ACAUAAUUAUGCACAUAAGAUAAGCAUAUAUGCUUUUAAUUAUAAGUAAAAGCUUCCAUGGUUCCGCCGGAGAGCCUCAAUCCUUAAUUCCGCGUCUUCUCCGCGGCCGCCACAACGACAACGUCUAUCGCUACACGCUCUCCAACUCGUCCCCAUGGUGCACUCUACAGCUGUCAUGCCAUCAUGGUCUCCAGUUCUCCCAGCUUGACCGUGCCUUUAACCCAAUCCACCGCGCAGGUCCUGAAAUUUCGAUGCUUGUUCACGCAUGAUCUCCGUCGCAAGGCCAAACGCUGGCAAGAUGGCUUCGUUCGCUACCACACCUUCAACAAACGUGUUAUGGUCUUCGAUGACCAGGGAAAUUUCGUCGGUGAUCUACAUUGGCGACAGGAGGAGAUGAUUCAGGAUGGGGACGAGUUGGGGUUGGACGGAGGCGUGUUGAUUCAGGUCGGGGAAUCCAUGGAAAAAACUGAGACGGAUCUGUCGCCCUUGUUUGAGAGGAGGAAGGCCAGUCAGACUUCUCCGUCGCAGCCGUCGCGGUCACAAACGAGGAACUUUCCAGUGCGAUCGUCGCAGCCAUCCUCGCAGUCAUCGCGGUCUUUGAACGAUCUUCUGGGGAUUAGGCGGACUCCGAUUGAACGGUUCAGAGCGCCGUCCGAACGUCCCCCACCACAGUUGGUUGAAAUACCAGAGACCAGGCCCGCGAAACGACAAAGAACAGUUCCUUCGCAUCCUCCACAGCGCCCGCCUGUGAUCGAUCUGUCUGAACCGUCCUCCGCCCGGGCGCCGGCCAAAGAACCGACUCCACGACCUAGACGCGCACAACCUCUGUAUCCACCGUCUGCAGCUCCCAAUCGACCUACACCUACCCCACCAAUUACACAAGCACGGACGAUAAAAGUACCAGAAGAACCACAACCGCCAGCCCCUGUUCGACCUAUUCCUGCUCCAACCACAGUACAACCUCGAAAGAAUCCUCCACCGCCUCCCGCUCGACCUAUACCUACACCGACCCCGACCCAAGGUACCAGAGAAAACCCAGAGCAGAUACCACAAAAGCUAUCUGAAAAUGCACAACCCUCCAUGCACUCCUCGUUCUCCAGCAGUUCGUCAUCAACUCCCCGGAAUACGCUCCAGCUGUCUAGGGAAAAGCCGCGUAGAAAGUUAGUGUACCGUGCGCUGUUACCCAGUCAAACCAACGUGUCGGAAAUGGGAUCGAACAGAGCAAGCCCUCUGUCGGAGCAAAGAGAGCCACAGGAGGCACUGAAACCCGUGGCUCCGGAUCCCGUCUCCACUGAUGUGCAAAUGACAUCGGACGAUUCCACUCUUGACGUUCUGGC